AAUUUACCCUGCACCUCUUCUUCCAUCAUCACACUCAAACUCAUCAACAAGUCGAUAAUAAUAUUCAAAGACUUGAUCAAAUUCUGUGUGUGAUUUGAAAACUAGACCUAUUUCUCUCUACUACUAAUACUACUACUAUUUGGCUCAUCAGAUCAUUAUCUACUGCGCGAGAUAUUUAACUGUAGUCUACUAUCAUUGUAAAGAGAUCCGAUAACAUCAUCAUCAUCAUCAUAUAAUUAUUAUAAUUUAAAUAAUAUUUGUACAAUAAUCAAAGGAUGAAUCGUCAAUUUUCAGCAACACAUUCACGAUCUGCUACUGCUACUAGCAGUUUACUGAUUGUUCUUAUUGUUCUAAUAAGUUUCUUGUUAUUCAACAAGUCUGUAUAUUGUAAAAUAAGAUUGUCUACUAAUAGUAAAGAAGCAAAAUCCACAAGUACUACUACUGGUGGCUCCUAUGUUCCAGUCUAUAUCAUGAUGCCACUGGAUACAGUGAAUAAUGAUGGCACCCUAAACAAUCCGACAAAGAUUUACAAUAAUCUGAAACAAGUUAAACAAGUUGGUACGGAUGGAAUUAUGAUAGAUGUUUGGUGGGGCAUAGUAGAGGGGUUAGCACCUAAAGUUUAUAAUUUCACAGCUUAUACUCAAUUAUUUACCAUGUGCCAACAACUGGGAUUAAAAGUUGAACCUGUCAUGUCCUUCCAUCAAUGUGGUACUAAUGUUGGAGAUGCUGCUUAUAUUCCACUUCCAAAAUGGGUUCUUCAAGUGGGUCAGAAUAAUCCAGACAUUUUCUACACAGAUCAAAAUGGCCAUCGUGACAGAGAAUAUCUUUCACUUGGUGUUGAUAAUGUAGCAAUAUUCCCAUCAGGUACUCCAGGAAAGAAUAGAACAGCUGUUGAUAUGUAUAGUGACUACAUGAGCUCUUUUAUGCAAACAAUGUCUCCUUUCAUUAGUAGUGGAGUCAUUGAAGUUAUUGAGAUUGGCCUUGGACCUGCAGGUGAAAUGAGAUACCCAUCUUAUCAAUUACAAAAUAAUUUAAACUUGUCACAAUCGGCCUCACAGGUUGGUCAUGCUGAUUGGGGUUAUGCUGGUCCAGAUGAUGCUGGAUACUAUAAUUCAUUCCCAUAUCAAACUGGAUUCUUUAGUGAAAAUACUGCUGACAAUUAUGAUUCACCAUAUGGCAAAUUCUUCUUGUCAUGGUAUUCUGGACAACUCAUUCAACAUGGUGCAAACAUUUUAUCAAGAGCAAGAAAUAUCUUUGGUAAGAAUAUCAGAAUUGCUGGUAAAAUUGCAGGCAUCCAUUGGUGGUUCUUCUCUUCUAGCCAUGCUGCUGAACUUACUGCUGGUUAUUACAAUAAUGCUUUCAAUGAUGGAUAUGGAGCUAUUUCACAAAUGUUUGCUCAAUAUGACAUUGAUUUUGAAUUUACUUGCAUGGAAAUGAUAGACAAUGAACAGCCAAGUAACUGUGCUUGUGGACCACAAGAAUUAGUAGCACAAACUAGAGCCACUGCUUGGAAGUAUGGUCUUGAAUAUGGUGGUGAAAAUGCACUUGACAUUGAAGGAAAUUAUCAAGCUAACUCUCAAAUUAUCAAUCAAUCUUUCUCAAAUGGAAAGGCAAUUUCUGGAUUUACGUACUUGAGAAUGACUGAUACCUUAUUUGCUCAAGGUAACUUUAAUGCCUACGCUCAAUUAGUAAGCUCUUUACAUAAUAUUUCCUCUUCAAAGUACGAAAAGGUUGAAUCUAUUAUUUCAAGUUUGAAAAAACAAAUAAACAAACAAUAA
Molecule: messenger RNA, 1778 nt
Organism: Naegleria gruberi
Lineage: Eukaryota; Heterolobosea; Eutetramitea; Acrasida; Naegleriidae
Product: beta-amylase
Exons: 3
Coding region: 276-1778 (500 amino acids)
Biological process (GO): polysaccharide catabolic process
Molecular function (GO): beta-amylase activity
Source: RefSeq, a predicted model, not a curated record